AUGUCUGAAGAGACCAAAGUAUCCAGCGGAGUAGCAGUGAAAAGAGGCUCUACCUCAAUCGAGAUACAUUUGACAAAAGAAGAAAAUGAUGUUCUUAACAGAAUGAUUCACAGCAUUGAUGCAUUGAAAUCAAAGGAGGACAUUGAAUAGAUCAAGACAAAAGUUCUCUACGAGAUUAUUGAAGGAUUUAUGGAACAAAAUAAGAAGACAAUCAAGAAAGUACUUAAAAAGCUUUUUACAAACAAGGAAAUCUAUACUAAAUUUAGAAAGCUUUUACUCCUUCGUGAGAGAGAUCGCUCACUCAGAGAAUCAUGCAUCAGAGCUCUAAAAAAGAUACUUAAGAUCUCAAAGAAAAUAGCCCCUGUCAUGAAAGAGAAGAAGAUACACCUGCUUAUAAGUUUCCUAAUUGAGAGAGAGUUUAAGUCUAGCAACGUGGCUAAGGAAAGAAUCCAAUGUCUCAAGUUUAUCAAUACUUGGAUACAAUACAGCCCAUCUAACUUCCCCUUCAUUUUUGCUCAGAUUCUUGUAUCCAUUGCUAAGAAUCUGGAGGAUGUUGCUUUGAGGAAAAAGGCAGUUGAGUCCUUGCUUAGUUUGGUAACUACUUGCCCAGAAGUAGCUGCAAAUGUUGGGGCAACUAAGUUAUUAAUUGAAUGCUUGACUGAUCUAUCCUUACAGGGUAUUAGAUAUGAUCUAAUUGCUUCAACUUUACUACUGCUUAUCAACGACCCUAAAACCAGAGUGUAUUUUAGGCAUUUCCAAGACCUAGAUAGAAUAUUUAGCGUUUUCACAACAGUUGAUGGAGUAGAUAAAGAUCCGAAAAAGGAAAUCUUAGAUAAGAUUCUUGCAUAAAUGAGUCUUGCUAGCAAGGCCAUCGUCACUAUCAUGAGAAACUGGAAUGGUGUCAUUUACCUAACAUCUAGUCCUCUUGGGCUUCAAAGCUUGGUAAACUCUCUAACACAGCCUAUUAGGCUAUUCAAGAAGUUAGCAAUUUUGGAUACUUUUGUUGACAUCUUCAAUAUACCUAUCUACAUUGCUGGGACUGAUAUCAAUUCUAUAGGUUCAAAUAGUGUAUGCCUAUCCACUAACAUUGUCAACUUCAAUGAAAACCUUUUGAACAAUUACGUGGCACUACUUUUGCAAGCAUUUUAUUAUAGUGGAAUUUAUGAAGCUCUCAUUAAACUUGGAACAACCACAGAAGAAGGAUCAGAUCUCAAUAAGAAGAGUAAAUUUUUACUUAAAAAGAUAAUGUACUUGAGUUCCUACCUUCUCCCAGAUGUUCCACACUUCCCUCAACUAAUCAAAAUAGCUUCAGAUUUCAGUCAUGAAAAUCAAUAUACUAGAACAAGAGCUACUAAAAUGAUAAAGGAGUUGUCAACUAUUUCGUUAAAGAACCCUCUUGAGUUAUCUAAGAAUAAUGAAAUAUUUGGAAAUAGUCAGAAUCAUACCACCAAAGAUUUUUCAAUGCUCUUUAUGAGAGUUUAUGAGUACUUCAAUUCUAUGCAACUUGGUCUACCUUUUAAUACAGUUAUUUCAAACUAUCUUGUAGACUUAAAGCAAUUUUACUUUUCAGAGAUUGACGAUCAGAAAUUCAAUAACAAGAUCAGAUAAUCAGGUGUACUUCAGCAAAAAGAUUAUAGAAGAUGGAACUGGUAUAUCAUUAAUGAAGUCUUAGAGGGCAACUUAUUAACUCCCGCAAGACUAGAGGAAGUAAUGAAGAAAACUAAAUUUAUCAAGAGAAUUCUUAACUUUUUCAUGCCAUCUAAAUAGUAUUUUAUCAAUAUGGAAUGGAGAGAGGAAAAUUUACUUUAUGCUAGAGCAGGUUAUAAUCUUAUCAAGACUCUUCUUAGCUCAAAAGAAGGUUAAAAAGCAUUAUCUAGCUCGCCAGGAGUGUUCUUUAUGUUUGGACUUACUUUCGUUGAAAAUAAGGAUAAUAUCUUCCAUCAUAGGAAAAGUUUUCUAUAGGAGAUUUGUGAUAUAUUAGAGAGGGAAGUAAACUAUUUGGUUUAGAGCAGAGCUAACUACGGUAGAAAGCAUCGAAGAUAAAACUAAGCUAAUGCUACUGGAUAAUAAAAAUCAAACUAGAGUUUUGUAUAGCAGCCAAAUUAAAACUCUUUUUAACAGUAACUUUAGUAAAAUCUUGGCAAUACUGGCUCAUCAGCAGGGCUAUAGCUACUGAGUCAGGCAUAGAUAGGUGCUACUGACGAAUAGAGAUUCUUUACUAAGAGGAGACUUACACAGACUAUGAUGAGAGAAUACAUAUCAUGGCUUGGGCUAUUCACAACUACAAAAGAUAAAUUCAAGAUUUUCGAUCAUCUUAUGCAACUGGUUGAUAACAAUGGAUAUUAUGAUCAUUUCUGUCAGAUUAUUUUGCAAUCAUUCGAUUAUGGAUUUGCGAGCUCAACCAGAAAAAUGCUUGAAGUAUGGAUUACUAAAUGCUCACCUAACCUUGCUAAAUCCAUUAUUGAGCUAUUCAGAAUGCUAUUUAGAUCUGGUCUUAAUGACUUCUAUUAUUGGUGCUUACCAUUCCUAAAUUAGCUUGUGGCCUAUGGUAACUAUGAAGAGAUUGCAACAGCAGCAUUUGAUGUUCUAGAAGAAGUUUGCUUUGAUCAGAACUCCCUAAAUUAACUGCUUUUUAUAAACGAAAAAAUCUUAGAUUCACUCAAGGGUGAGUAAAGUGAACUUUUUAUUGCUAAAUUCUUAAGAAGUCAGAAAGGUUUUGCAUUAUUAAAAUAAGAGGGUUGGCUUUAAAACAAACUCUAAGAAUGGAAAGAGACUGAAAACUUGGAAUAUAUACUGAGACUUGAGAAAAGCUUAUAUGAAGGACUUAACAUGAGUCCAUCAGCUAUUCAUUAGUAGACCUUUGCGAUGAGCAUUUGGAUCCCCAUUUAUGAGCAUUCAAAUGAUUUCAGAAAUGAAUUAAUGAUCCUCAAGAGAUAUCCAUUCCAAAUCUUUAUUAAAGUGGAAAACCUUUAAAAUGAAAUUAUAGUUUAAGAAGCCCUACAAACUUACAUCGAAUGUGACAGCGAUAAUUAACUUUCAAUUGUUGGCAAGCUAGGCGCUUGCUAUAUUGACUCUCAUGCUAAUGAAUGCAAAGACCCAUAUUGGACGAUAACUGAUGUAAAUGACAAAAAUAAAUCAGGUACUAACUAAAAGAUUAGCAAAUUUAGAAUUCUCAAAAAUGGAAUCAUAUUUAAUUUGCAACGAGGAACAGGAAAUUCAGCAAAUCAGUAAAAUCUAAUGGGCUCAGGAAACAGUGGUAAUAAGGACAAUCAGCCAACCAAUCAUAACUCAAUCAGUGGCAUCAAUGAAUUAGGACACUAAGAUGAUACAAAGAGGGUCUUUCUAGAUUCUAUUGUUUACAGAAUAUAGAUAUUGCCUUAGAAGUAUAAAAUAAUUAAAACACCAGUGCAUCUUUAUGGGGAAUUAGUGAAGACUGAAGAGGGCGCUAAUUACUUAAGAUAAACUAAGGAUAUUUAUUAUUUCAAGCAAGAGAUAUUGUCACCUGACACACCCCUUAUCAGAAAGAGAGCAGCUCUGUGGACAAUCGGACAUAUAGGAAGCACUGAGACAUGCAUCUACAUCAUGGGAUUGAUUUGCAAAAGUGCUCAAGGGCAAGGUGAUAUUCAGCACUACAACUGGAUCUGUUCAUAGAGUUAGGGAAUAUCAGUUUGCUUGCCUAAAGACCCAGCUGUUCUAUUUAAUGUCAACAACUAUCAAUACAAAGGAGACAUUUCAAUGAGAGAUGAAGUAUGGCAGAGGGUUGCAAAGCUAAACCAGUUAAUUCCUCUAAACGAGAAAGAAUAAGAUAUUGUGAAACUUGUGAGCAACCUUAUCAAUGGUGUUACAGAAGUUCAGGCACUAGGGGAUCUUAGGAAGUUACUUGAGAAAGAAAAGUAACAAUUCUUGAACCCCAAAGUCUUUGAGCACGUUAUAGUCCUACUCUCACUUUACAGAUUCAAGCCCAAGGCUAGAAAGUUUAUCUUUAAUAUGUUUGAAGAUUUGAUCUUCAAUGAUCUUAUGAAUACCGAAAUGGAAGAGAUCAAAGACUAAGGCAGAUGCUCAGAAGUGAUUGACUUGGAAAAACUUGAAAAAAUUGGAUCGGUUGAAGAUAACAAAAAAGAUCUUAAAUCAAAUGGGAAAUAGCAAUUGGACCAAUAGUUAAAGUUUGACUAAAUUCUUUAAAAAUCUGGAAAGUGUUUCGCUUAUGGAGCAUUACUAAAAUUUUUGUUCGCUUUACUUCAGAAUAGGCUAAAUGUGGUGAGAGUUCUCUAAAACCCCAGGUCAAUUCUUAAAUUUGGAUUAAUGACUUUCUCAUUGUCCUUUAUCUUUAAAGUGGCUAGGCUGUUGAUAAAGAAAUUUGAAAUUAAAAUAAGUAUUGAUUAAGAAGUGUUUCUGGCAUCUAUUUUAGCAUCAGCUGCUCUCUUUAUUGCUGAUUCUAGAGACUUAAACUUACUUAAGGUCAUGAUUCUACCAAGAGCAAUAGAGUCCUGCUAUUAUUUGCUUAAAGAAAGAGGGUUAGUAAGACCCAUCCUGCAUGGAGAUUCUAUACUCUGUGCCGGGACAAUGGUUAUGGUUGUCUAUUUUUACAUUCAUGAAGAACAUUCAAUUGACAUCGGGCAUAAAAAGACCAUUGAUAAGUAUAUGAGCCUUAGUAGAUCAGAAUAGUAUUUAAGAUAAUCUUUUUAGAAAGUGAGAUAUAAUGCAAUUAAGGAGAAGUAUGCUAACAAUAGAUUAUUAUGA
Stylonychia lemnae is the source of this 4740-nucleotide messenger RNA. Lineage: Eukaryota; Ciliophora; Spirotrichea; Sporadotrichida; Oxytrichidae. The record is from the annotation of a GenBank genome assembly.